Molecule: messenger RNA, 1439 nt
Organism: Telopea speciosissima
Lineage: Eukaryota; Viridiplantae; Streptophyta; Magnoliopsida; Proteales; Proteaceae
Product: trihelix transcription factor GT-1-like
Exons: 4
Coding region: 32-1147 (371 amino acids)
Source: RefSeq, a predicted model, not a curated record
GAGAGAGAGAGAGAGAGAGAGAGAGACAGAUAUGGAGUGGGAGAUGCCGCAGAGUGACGAGCUGCCUGAUAUGGAUUGCGACUCGGGCAAUCGAGAAGGAGCAAGCGGUGGUCCGUCUUCGUCGGAGGUAUGGGCCGAGUCUGAGAUCCGCCACCUUCUCGGCAUCAGUACCGCCCAUGCCGCUGUUCCAACUGAUACCGCUUCCGAUAACGCUACUUCAUCUUCUUCGUCUUCUGAUCCUUCUUCUACUACUGCUUCUUAUCAGUCAUCCGUUCCAUGGGAUCGAGCCUCGGCUAAGAUGGGAAACAGAAGCUGCCGACGUUCCCCUAGUAUUUGCAGAGAGAAAUGGCGAAGUCUAGUCCGCAAACUCAAGGCUAACAAUAACAACAAUAAUCCUCAUCAUCAACUCCCCCAGGCCCAGCAUUCUAAUCCCUCUUCUUUCUCUUUCUUUAAAGACGCGGAGGAUUCUUCGCUCGAUCCCUAUCAUCUUCAUCACGAAGACCUCCAAUUCUCCCCCAAAGUAUACUUCUCAGGUUUGGAGCCGAACAUACUAAAUAUUCAGAGGUCAGAUGGUGACAGACGGAGUACUACCUCUGUAAUGUCUCAAAAAUGCACUCCACAAAAUGGAAGAAACACAUGGGGUUGGAGAGAGAGCAAUUCUGCAGAUAUGCCCCAAUGGAAUGGUGGUGUGGGUUGUUAUCCUGUCUCUGUACCACAUUCUGCUGGGCAUAUCAUUAUUGUGAAAUGGGGUGGCAUGAUCCGCAAAAUAGGAACUGAUGGAUCUGCGGAUGCCAUCAAGGAAGCGAUCAGAAAUGCAUUUGGUUUGAGGUCGAAACGUCCUUUUUGGGUUGAAGACGACGAUGGUGUUGUGAGGAGCUUUGAUCGUGCCAUGCCACAGACAACUUACACCCUUCACAUCGAUCCUGGUGUGACAAUUAAGCUUUAUCAUUAUGACGCAUGCAUCAGCCAGGCAAUUAACAGUGAAGAUGCAACCUUGUACAGUGAGGACGAUUUCCGUGAGCUUCUGGCCCGCAAUGGAUGGCAAUCACUAAGAGAAGUUGGGACUUACAAGGAUGUAGAGUCCAUACAAGACCUUCGACCUAUGGCUGCAUACCACCAUAGUGGAGUCAAAGACAUGAACUUAUGAAGCAUUGCAGUUUGGCUUGUCUUGGCUUUGGAAAAGGUCAUUUCUGUUAUGUUGCCAAGCUAAAGCUGAAUAAAGUUGAGAUGUGACAAACUCAAGCAUUAACGAGAUGCAGCUUGUCCUUUUAAACUAAAUAAGCACUUGGGGAUAGAUCAGUUCAGUUUUUUUUUUUCCAACAUUUUUCUUUGAUUAUGUGCACAAAUUUAGGUUAUAGAGUGCAGGUUCCCCCUUUUUUUUUAUUCUGGUUUUGUAAAUUUGAAAAAAUUUGUCCAAUGAAAAUCUUGAGGAAUGACAU